AGUAGCCAUUGUUGUUAAAUAAUAUAUAUGCAAAUAAAACAGCCGACAAACCGUACUGUAUUGAAAAAGGCUUAGGCACGACGGGGGUGUGCGGUAGCAACGAUGGGAGCGAGGGGCUGGUCUGGGGACGACUACAGGACGGGCGAUGGCGCUGAACGGCGGAGAAGAAGUUGCGGAAGAAGGAGCUUCUCAGCCUCUCAGGGCAACCAACCCUGCACAGCCACCCGGACUCUCCGGACUUACAGGAGCUUGCGCGCUCAGCAGGCUGUCGCCGUUCAACCCAGCUUCUCUCAACGUCACCAUUGCAGACAUUAUUGUCACGGAAUUCAACACCAGACACAUACAACACCUCCGCCGGCCACAGCAGCCUUCCCAAGUGGCUGGACUUCGGCUCCCCACUCUCCUUUUCGCUUUUGAGCUACUGUGGACUUGGGAAUCAGCACGCAAAGACAAAAACCCCCGCCGAUGGGGUGCAAAGGGCGCGCCAGAUUCAACUACCCUGCACGCUGGAGGAACGGAACACAGUACAUUCCCGGUUGCAUUGGUUGUGAGAGACACACCUGACUUUCGGCGAGUCUCAAAGGAUGUUUACAUGAGGAUAAUGGAAUUCGGUUAUUAUCCAAUGAUGGGGGCUGGGGCAUACGAGCCAUAUGCAUGCAAACCGUGCGUCGAAAAUGGAGGACGCUCGGUUGGAUGACGAGUGGAGGAGUGCAGAGAGCUGAUGGAUCUGGGGCAGCGGAGGGGGUGGAUGAUGAUGUUUACGUGCAGGUGGA
This is a messenger RNA of Fimicolochytrium jonesii, 773 nucleotides long. RefSeq lists its product as uncharacterized. The transcript has 2 exons. The coding region runs from base 146 to 697 and encodes 183 amino acids. The record is from RefSeq and is a predicted model, not a curated record. NCBI's taxonomy places the organism in Eukaryota, Fungi, Chytridiomycota, Chytridiomycetes, Spizellomycetales, Powellomycetaceae.